AUGUUUAAGAAAAUUGACAUUUUUGGAAGUUAAAUCUUGCUUAGAUUCUAGGGGGAGCCAGCUUAUAGUACUAGGACGGGCUCGGUUGUUACCCUUUUAAUCAUAGGCUUUAUAUGCUUUCGUUUAAUUGCUAUUAUAUAGGAUGUAUUUCUCAGAACUAGCCCACAAGUAAUCUAUAGUGAAAGGUAAGUCGAUAACCCAGCUCCAUUUGAGAUAUCAAGCUAGUCAUUCCCUUUAGCAUUUGGAAUGGAAGAUCCAAACUUUAGAUACUACAUAGAUGAAGGUAUUUAUACAAUUUAAGCUACGUAUUACACAAAGACUCUUGUGCUCAAUUAGACUACAUAAUAGAAUGAUGCCGUUUGGAAUAUCACUCAUAUUAAAGUGUAACCUUGCACUUUAGAAAAUUUUAAGAAUCCAGAUAAUUUAGAUUAUUAUACCAGCUUAUAAUAUUAAAAUAUGUAUUGUCUUCCACCAGACAUUAAAUUUACUUUGCAAGGCGACUUUGUAUCUCCUAUUUAUUCUUAUCUUGAGAUUUUGGUAGUUAAAUGCAAAGAGAAUUGUAAAUCGAAAGAGGAGCUAGACCAUUAUUUAUUAAAUUCUAAUUUUGCUAUGCAGUUAUCGGAUUCUUUUGUAAAUCCUUCAAUUAAGUCAAAUCCUUUUAAGAUCUAUUCAAGAGAUAUUUACUGGGCCACAAGCACUUAAAUGCCAAAAGCUGCUACAGUGUAUCUAAGAAAUAACUACGUGCAAAGUGAUUUUGGAUGGUUUUUGCCUGAUUUAACUACACAGCGUUAUCCUGCUUAUAGUUAUAAUGAUGUUUCUGUUUUCCCAGACAACUUUUAAACAUACUUCCUCAGCGUAACAUUUAGAUUUGAAAAAUAAAAAGAAGGCUUUUAUAGCAGAACAUAUAAAAACUUUAAUAACAUAAUGUCAGAAAUAGGUGGAUUUACACAGAGUCUAUUGGCUAUCGGUUAUCUAAUUUGUACAAGAGUUUCGUAACUUCAACUAAAUUAAACGCUUAUCAAUUAGGCUUUUAGCUAUGAAGACUCAAAAGAUGAGAGUGAGGAAAAUAAAGACACUAAAAAGUAGCAAAUUUUAUAAAAACUUUAGCUUUUAAAUUACUCUUAACAAAGUCCUUGUAUGCAAAACCAACUACAAAAAUCAACAUAACAAUAGAAUCAACGAUUUAAUCUGAACUAAAUUAUGAAAAAAAGCUCAGAUAAUUAGAAUCAGAAUUUAAAAGCCAAUUUAGAUUAUCUUAAUAAUCCUGCUACGAAUUCGUAAUUAAAUGUAGCCAAUUAAAUUAAUAUUUAGUAAAACCAGUCUUUACAAAUCCAAUCUUUCGAAUAGGCAAAGUAGUAUAAAGAUAAUGAAAAUUUUGAUAGCAACUAACAUGUGUUUAAUAAUAGAAACAAUCUUAAAUUAAGCAGCCCAGAUAAUAAGCAAACAUCAAAGCAGCUUGAUCAAAAAAAGAUACUGAAUUUCCUUAUUCAAGAUGUCUAAAUGAGCGAUGAGCUAACAUAAGGAGGUAAAGAUUAAGAAGUCUUAGACUAAAGCAAUCAUGUAAAAAUACAAAAGUAAAAAAUGAAAAUAAAACAGUUUGAGCAGAAGCUUAAAGAAAAUAGAUUUAAUGAACUAAUGUAAAAAGAAACAAAAUGUAUGAAGAUGAGCAUUUGGGAGUACUUUAAAUCAAAUAUUUAUCCUUUUGGAGAGUUGAAAAAAAAGAAACAAAUUAUAUAAUACAGUAUAGAUAAAUUGUAUUACAAUUUAGAUAUUUUUAAUAUUUUGAAAAAGCUUGUGGAGGUUGAAAAAUUGAAAAGACUGCUUUUAGAUCCUGAAUAAUUAAAGCUUUUUGAUUAUUUACCAAAACCAACUAUUCAUUCAGAUUUAGUUUUAAAUCAAGAUUAAAACCAAGAUACAAUUAAAAAAAGCUAUGAAGUGGACGUGCUUUAUCAAGACCACAGGACAGAAAUGUAAAAGGUGAGAGAUGCCUUUUAGGCAUAUAAAAAAAUAGUUAGCAAGUAAAACCAUACAAUGUUAGAUCAAAAAAUCAUUGACUUGCUUGACCCUAAUUUAGUAUCUAUCUUUUAAGCAGAGGGUAUCUAAGGGUAAAAUAACUUCAUUGAAAAGUCAAAUAUUGAAACAAUGAUUCAGUAAUCUAAAAACAAUACAUUUAGUUAAUAAACACCAAAAAUCUAGAAAGAAUAAAUACAAGGAGAAGCUCUACAAGAAAUAUCAUUGUCAAAGUAGGAUGAAAUUAUUGACAAACAAGAUUUUAUCAGUCCACGACUCAUCAUAGACUCUUAGCCCUUUUUGUUAAAUACAAAUUAAUAAUAAGGUUUAUAGUAAGAGGAACCUAAAUUCGAAGUAAAUAAUAUCUUCGAAUAAAUGAGUAAAUCUAACUAACAAAAUGUUGUUGUAGAUUAAAUAAAAGAUUUAUCACAAAGUGUUUAUAGUGAGAUAGCUGCAGAGGAAUCGUAGCAAAUGCCUAAUUAUUUCUAAAGUAACUAAAAUGUUUAAAAAGAUGAAAGUUAAUGA
Molecule: messenger RNA, 2535 nt
Organism: Tetrahymena thermophila SB210
Lineage: Eukaryota; Ciliophora; Oligohymenophorea; Hymenostomatida; Tetrahymenidae
Product: small GTP-binding domain protein
Exons: 2
Biological process (GO): reciprocal meiotic recombination
Cellular component (GO): nucleus
Molecular function (GO): double-stranded DNA binding
Source: RefSeq, a predicted model, not a curated record